CUGGGAUCAUUUUGAGGAGAGCGGCGCGUGGAGCGUUACACACGGAGACAGCACACUCCAACAUCACUUUACGAUCGCUGAAAACCUGUUGAUCCUCCAGUUUGUACUCUCAUCUACUUUACCAUCGGAGAACAUUAAACUCAUCUGAAGCAGGAAAUAAAGGCUUUGCAAACUUUGUCCACGGAGAGUGCAGUUUCCUCUCUGAGAGCUGCACAUCCACAGGAUCUCUCUUCACCUGCUGAGCAGAUUCCCACGUGGACAAACCCUUCGUUUGAUUUCUAACAUGGACGAGCGUCAGGGCUGGGUGAAGAAAGCGGCUGUGGGGACGAGGACUUGCGGCGAGGAGCCUUCAAAUCCGCUUUGGAGAUACUGGAGAGGUUUGUCCGGCGCGGCGCUGUGUCUGCUGUGCGCUGGAGUUUGUGUCGUGAUUUUUGUACGGACGUCGGAGUUGCAAUCCAGGAUAACAAAGCUGGAGCGGCAGCAGCUCUCGGCAUGGAUGUUGUCUGUGGAGCAGGUGGAGCCCGUCAUCCUGAACCGCCUGGACCAGAUUCUGGACGAGAAGCUUUCUGCUCGGUUACCAAAGUCGCGUGAGGUGAGGGAAGCUCAACACAGUUGCCUGUGUCCUCCUGGACCUCCAGGUCCUCCUGGACGAGCAGGCUUUCCGGGUGACAAAGGAAGUUUGGGGAUUCCUGGAAGAAGGGGCUUUAAAGGACACGCAGGGGAAAAGGGAGUGCCAGGAGAGCCAGGUCUGUCUAUCAUUGGACCAAGAGGACCUCCUGGACAACCUGGGACAAGAGGAUUUCCAGGCUUUCCAGGUCCCAUUGGGUUGGACGGCAAGCCAGGACACAGUGGACCCAAAGGAGACAUGGGUCAGCGUGGCCCAAAAGGACUCCCGGGGGAACCUGGACCGAAAGGAGAGAAGGGUGUCUGUGGAGACUACACACACCGGAUGUUGCCCAUCACCGUGCGCAACAUGCCCUCAAUAAGCCCUCUAAUCUUAAAACGCCUCAAGCAGGGCGAGCCUGGAGCACAAGGCCCCCCGGGACCUCCUGGUCCACCCGGACCACCAGGAAACCCAGGUCUGAGUGGAGCCAGCGGUCCACCGGGUAAACAAGGUGAACCCGGAAAACCAGGCAAAGACCCACAGCUUUUACCAGGACUAAAGGUAAUACAGUUCUUUUCUUCUAAAACACCUUCAUUGCAACUUUGA
Thalassophryne amazonica is the source of this 1210-nucleotide messenger RNA. RefSeq names its product collagen alpha-1(XIII) chain-like. The record is from RefSeq and is a predicted model, not a curated record. The transcript is spliced from 17 exons. The coding region runs from base 284 to 1210 and encodes 308 amino acids. NCBI's taxonomy places the organism in Eukaryota, Metazoa, Chordata, Actinopteri, Batrachoidiformes, Batrachoididae.